This is a messenger RNA of Blepharisma stoltei, 258 nucleotides long. The record is from the annotation of a GenBank genome assembly. Lineage: Eukaryota; Ciliophora; Heterotrichea; Heterotrichida; Blepharismidae.
AUGUUCGAAGACACUCCGCUUUGGGUUUUAAUUCUAGCUGGUGUUGGAAUUUUGUUAGUUCUUGUGCUAAUUAUACUAUUGAUUAUAUGGUGCUAUCGAAGAAAAAAGAGCCAGUCAUUAUCUUACGAAUUGAUACAUGGGCACGAAAAAGGACGGGUAGAAGAAAAAACUGUUCAAGUCUCGGCUUAUACCCCUCCUGAAUAUAAGCCAUACACUGGUGAUCUUUAUAAGAAAUAUUCUCCUACUUUAGGUCCUUAA